Lycium barbarum (goji berry) is the source of this 1153-nucleotide messenger RNA. RefSeq names its product protein GLUTAMINE DUMPER 3. The coding region runs from base 215 to 841 and encodes 208 amino acids. The record is from RefSeq and is a predicted model, not a curated record. NCBI's taxonomy places the organism in Eukaryota, Viridiplantae, Streptophyta, Magnoliopsida, Solanales, Solanaceae. Gene Ontology annotation, biological process: regulation of amino acid export. The transcript has a single exon.
UCUUCAUUCCAUUCUCUUUUCUUUCUCCUCCAUCACCACUACCAUUUUCCUACAAAAAGAAAAAACCUUUUCCAAAAAACUUAUAAAUUUCGUCAAAAAAUCAUUAUACGAAAAAAAAUCACGAGUCUACAGCUACCUAGCUAGUUGUAUGUCCAAAUUUUGUUGUUAACAAAAUUAUUUCUCGUUUGGAAUAAGAAGAUUAUUAUUUUUAACGAUGACACAUUUAGCUGCAUCGUCAUCAACUAUUGCACCGGUGGGCUCGCCACGGUCACCGUGGCACUCACCGGUGCCGUAUUUAUUUGGUGGAUUAGCAGCCAUGUUAGGGCUAAUUGCAUUUGCACUACUAAUAUUAGCAUGUUCUUAUUGGAGACUUAGUGGUUAUCUUGAAGAAAAUCAAGAAGGUGAUAUUGAAGAAGGAAAUAAUAAUAAUAGUAGUGGUGAUGGUGAUGUUAAAAUGGAGGAUCCACCAAUUCUUGAAGAUAAAUUUUUGGUUAUUAUGGCUGGACAAUUGAAGCCAACUUAUAUUGCUACACCUAGUUUGUCUAGUAGGGCUUCAUCUUUUGGCAGUAGUAGCAGUUGUACCGCGAGCAGUGAGAUUAGUACGGAUAAAUCCGAGGGAGAAGAGAAUGAUGAAGAGAAGAUGAAAGAAGAAAAUGGUUCCUCCAGUUCGAUCCCUGAAAAUGAAGAAGUACCUACAGGAAGUGUUUCAUCAAAUGGUGUCUCGAGUUCAACCCGUGAAAAUGAAGAAGUAUCUGCAGAAGGUGUUUCAUCAGAUGGUGUUUCGAGUUCGACCCCUGAAAAUGAAGAAGUACCUACCAGAAGCGUAACUAAUCCCAUGUGACACAAAUCCGAAUUAAUUGAGACAGUGAAUUCUAAAUAUCGAAAAUGAAGAGCAUGGUAAGCAUCGGUGAGCCUAAGAAGAAAAAAAGUAAAUUUUCGGAUGUUAUUUAUGGAUAUGUGGGAAACUAGGCAUGUUUGGGAAAAAAAAAAUGGGGCUUUGGAAAGAAGAAUGGGAUUCCUCUUAAUUAACUUUUGGUAGAGGUAUAGAUAGAGCUUUCUCUUGUUUUCUUUUUCCUUAAUCUUGGAAAUAUCGGAAAUGUAUAUACUUUUUGGAGAAUUUUAAUGAAUGGGAAAGCUUUAUCUUGGUACUUAA